CAUGCGUGGCUGCGGCUCCCAGCGCACCCCGCGCAGUCCUCGGGAGGUGUGUUCGCGGUCACGCACGGGGAGCUGACACCCUCCCUCUAAGAGGCCUGGCUUGGUCCCCUUCGCUGCUCUCCCUUCAGAGGAGGAAUCUCUUCGCGGCCUGUCUUCGGCGCGCAGAGGUUUUGUGAGGACGGCUAGGCCGCCCAGGGCCAGGAAACCCGGCGCUGGCCCCAGACUCCGCCGGCCCGCACAGACCUCCACGGCGGCCUGGGCGCUCCUCCCUCCCGGAGCCCGCACGUCCUGCACCUCCCACAGGAGUCCUCGCCUCUCCCCACCCCAACGCUUGGUGUCCGACGCUACCCCUCCGGGCAUGGCUGUGCGUCCGCACCCCCCCUUCCUUCGGUUCCUUCCGUUUUCUCCCAGCCCUCCAGCCUCGCCGAGUCCUCCACGGCGCUAAAAGAAAUGCGACCCGGACAGCCACAUCCCGGGGACACAUCUUGUUCGGAGAAGAGGCCCAGUUUGGGGACUUCGGUGUACACAUUUACCCGUGUCAGUGGCCAAGGGUAUUUGAUGUAUUUGAUUAAUCAGCCUGGAAUACCUGUUCGGGCAGACACUGCCGUUCUCCCUCCCCGCCUUCCCCGCGUGUCCAAUGAAGCAGGUUGCCCUGGGAGGUGUGGUUUGAGUCUACUUUGAGCUGAACGUGAGGUUGACUGCUGUGUGAGAGCAUGGACCUUCAGACGGACGCUCCCCUGGAGGUUGAGGGGUGCCUGAUAAUGAAGGUGGAGAAGGACCCCGGGUGGACAUCGGAGCUGGGUCUGGAAGAACCGGGGAGCUCAGAAUCUGAGACCCUGCGCAAAUGCUUCCGGCAUUUUUGUUAUGAGGAUGUGAGCGGACCCUACGAAGCUUUCAGUAAACUCUGGGAACUUUGCUGCCGGUGGCUGAAGCCAGAAAUGCGUUCCAAGGAGCAGAUCCUUGAGCUGCUGGUCGUUGAGCAGUUUCUCACCAUUUUACCGGAGAAGAUUCAGGCGUGGGCACAGAAGCAGUGUCCGGAGAGUGGCGAGGAGGCGGUGGCCCUGGUGAUACAUUUGGAGAAAGAGGCUGGAAGACUAAGACAGCAGGUUUGCAUUCCUGUGCACUCAGAGAAUCAAGCCCCACUUGGAGCAGUGUCAGAUGUGGCAGACUUUCAACCAGAGACCCAACCCAGAGCGAUGUCUUGGGAAGAAGCUGGAAGCCUGCACUCAGGACACCAGGAGCAGCUGAACCCAAAGAGAGAACAUCAGCCCUUACCCAAGAAUGCUCAGCCUUCUCCCUGGGUUCCCAUCCCUACUGAAGAAUGGAACAUCAUAGAUCGGGAAGUAACAACCACAAAACUUCCUGUUGGGUUUCAGGGACCAGUGGAAGAUGUCCACACAGCAAGAGGUUUUUCCUACAAGAAGUGUGUACAUCAGAUUCCUACUCACAGAGAUGUCUACUGGGAUAUUAGAAAAGAGAGUGUUGGAAACAUGGUCUCCUUGGGAAGUACAGUAUCUACUUCUAACAAAAUGGCCCAGGUGGAUCAAAGAAAGGAGCCCUGGACCAUAGGUCUACAUUCCUCUAAUAAAAGGAAUACUCUACGAAGUAACUACAUCAAGGAAAAGCCAGUUCAUACUAUUCAGAUUCCUGCAAGGAAUGCAGGGAAGAUGUGGAAAGAACAACAACAGUGGGGCUUAGAAGAUGAAAAAAUAGCAGGUGUGCAUUGGAGCUAUGAGGAAACAAAGACUUUUCUUGCAAUUCUCAAAGAAUCUCGAUUUUAUGAAACACUUCAGGCUUGUCCCCGAAACAGCCAGGUAUAUGGUGCUGUAGCUGAAUGGCUGCGAGAGUGUGGCUUCCUCCGAACCCCAGAACAGUGUCGAACCAAGUUCAAAAGUCUCCAAAAGAGCUACCGAAAAGUAAGAAAUGGCCAUGUUCUUGAGCCCUGUGCCUUCUUUGAGGACAUGGAUGCACUGCUGAACCCUGCAGCCCAUGGGUCAUCCACUGACAAGCUAAAGGAGACUGUGUCUCUCCCUAGACUAAAGGAAAUUGGUGUCAGUGCUAAAGAACAGAUCAGUUUGAUGGAAGAGGAAGCUGCAGAAGAAUCUGAUAGUGAGGAAAUGGGCAUCGAAUUCCUCCAGAAGUCUGAGAUGCAUGGCACCCCUGUCUUGUUUCAGAACCUGAGCGGUGUACACUGGGGCUAUGAGGAGACCAAGACUUUUCUUGAUAUUCUCCAUGAGACUCGGUUUUAUGAAGCACUUCAGUCUUGUCAUAGGAAAAGCAAAUUAUAUGGGGCUGUGGCUGAACAGCUGCGGGAAUGUGGGUUCCUUCGGACACCAGAACAGUGCAGGACCAAGUUCAAAAGCCUUCAGAAAAGCUACCGCAAAGUGAAAAAUGGCCACGUGUUAGAGUCCUGUGCUUUCUACAAGGAAAUGGAUGCCCUAAUAAACUCUCAGGCAUCUAUCCCCUCUACCAACACCCCAGAAGAAGUCCCACCACCCUCAAGGCAAGAAAGAGAGGAUAUUGAGGUUGAACCCCAGGAACCUACAGAUUGGGAACCUGAGGAGACCUCACAAGAGGCAAUAGUAGAGGAUUCUGUCAGCGAGAGAAUGAGUGAGGAGGAUAUUGUACAAGAGUCAGAAUUCCAAGGACCUCCAGGUCUACUGCAAAGCCCCAGUGAUUUUGAAAUUGGAGGUAGUAUCAAGGAGGAUGCAACACAGGUAAUAUUUAAAGAUAUGGAGCAGCACAGGGCAUUAAUACAAAAGUCUAAAAGAGUUGUUUCCCAGAAUACUGAUCCAGGUAAAUAUUGUAAAAAGGAACGCAUCUCAGGAAAAUGGGAAAACCAUCAAGAAAUUAGACAGGGAAAGCUGAUGUCUCAGCCUAGAGAUUUAGGGAAAGUUGUAAUGCAUCAGAGGCCUUUCAUGGGAAAGAGAUCCUACAGACUUCUCAAGUAUGGAGAAAGCUUUGGAAGGAGCACUCGUCUUCUGUGCCGGAUAACCCACCAAAAGGAAAAUUCUUAUAAGUGUAGUGUCUGUGGGAAGUGCUUUGGUAGAAGCAGGAGCCUAAUCAGACACCAAAGAAUCCACACAGGAGAAAAACCUUUUAAAUGUUUUGACUGUGGGAAAAGCUUUAAUGACUCUUCAAACUUUGGUGCCCACCAGAGAGUCCACACUGGGGAGAAGCCCUACAGCUGUGAAGAGUGUGGAAAGUGCUUUAGUCAGAGCUCAAGUCUCAUCAUACAUCAGAGAACCCACACAGGUGAGAAACCCUAUCAGUGUGGAGAGUGUGGGAAAAGCUUCACCAACAGUUCUCAUUUCAGUGCCCACUGCAGGGUCCACACUAGUGAGAAUCCCUACAAAUGCAUGGAUUGUGAAAAAAGUUUCAAUAACUAUACACAAUUUCGAGAGCAUCGGAGAGUACACUCUGGAGAGAAGCCCUAUGGAUCUGCCCACUGCAGCAAACAUUUCAGUAAGAGUUCUGUUCUGACCAAACAUUGGGAGGUCCAUGUGAAAGAAAAGGUGCCACAUCCUCCAUCCGUGUAUUUCCCAGAGAACCCACAUAAGGGAAGGAUUGAUGACUUCAGGAAGACUUUUUGAUAAUGAUCUCUUCUUCUCUUCCUCAAUGCCCUUUAGCCAUCCUCCCCUGAUCUCAUUCCUGGGAUCUUUUGUUAGCUAUAAAGUGUAAUCCCCAAGAUAAGCUUGAGAAUAUAAAUAAAGACUUGGAUCCAGUUCUUA
This is a messenger RNA of Artibeus jamaicensis (Jamaican fruit-eating bat), 3731 nucleotides long. RefSeq names its product zinc finger with KRAB and SCAN domains 2 (gene ZKSCAN2). Gene Ontology annotation, molecular function: DNA-binding transcription factor activity, RNA polymerase II-specific; RNA polymerase II cis-regulatory region sequence-specific DNA binding. Bases 714 to 3593 code for a protein of 959 amino acids. The record is from RefSeq and is a predicted model, not a curated record. Lineage: Eukaryota; Metazoa; Chordata; Mammalia; Chiroptera; Phyllostomidae. Gene Ontology annotation, biological process: regulation of transcription by RNA polymerase II. The transcript has 7 exons.